CUUUGUGUACUGCGUAGAUACCACGUUGUUUUACUAUUCAUUUUUAUUUUUAAUAUUGUUAUUUAUUAUUUAUAAAUAAUUAUUAUUUACAAUGAAUAAAGGCUACGCGUUGAUUUAUUGGGUUAAUUCUAAGAACACCGAGACGGUUAAAUUGUCAACGAUUCCUAAAAAAUGCAGGCAAAAUGGCGCUGUUAUAGCCUUGAAAUGGAAGAAUACCGUCACGGGUGCUAGUGAAAAAAAAGUUGCCAAGAUUUUGAAAAUUGCUAAAGACAAACACGAGUUGAAUAAUUUAACAGUUGAUACUUCUACGGGAAUUUUAUUGGAAAAACCAACGCAAUCUACCCAUCCAAGUUUAAUUAUCUCAAGAUCGGAUUUAUUGUAUGCAGCAAAGAAAGCGGCGAAAAUAAAAAUAGCCAAGCAAAAAGACUUUGAUUCCAACAAAUCGCAGAAAAAUAAAAAUUACACUUCUGCUGUAUUUACUGCGCUAAGUGACGACGACACUUCGUCUUCUGAUUCCAGCGACGACGAUAGUCAAAGCGAUAACGAAGAUAAUAGACAGUGUGAAGAGGAUGAUGUUACUGAGCAAGUUAAAAAUUUAUUGCAGUCCGCGACAGUAGAAAAUCUUAAUUUUCUAAAACGAUUAAUAGGAGUAAUGGAAAAAGUUUGCCAUCAACGAGUCCCUGUAAAGCAAGAAGAACCAAGCGUGCAAGAAAUAAUAAACCAAGAAAAAGAAAACAUUCACUCAAGCCUUGGUUCGUUUUUACCACCGAUGACAAUAAACGCAAUAUCGCACCGCAAUCCAGAUUUAAGCGACUGGAAAAAGCUAACUACUGACAUCCUGGUUGAAAUUUACGGCAAGGAAUUAGCAUUUUUGUCUGCGAAAGGUCGCAGAGGUGCUCGGGGUAUCGAUCCAAAUGUAUAUCGCUCUGUCUAUGAUUUAAUUAAUAUGCGAUUAGGCUGGAUAUUGCCCUCCAAGGAAUUUGUGAGGCAUGUUAAUAAAGUGUGCUCUAACCGCAAGAAGUACGCCAGGAAACCACCCGCGGGAACUUCAACUAGUCAAGAAGUUGUUAGUGAAGAAGACCCUAUUGCUACUUUGGAACAAGGUGACUUUGAUCACCACCACGAAAUUCAGUAUCCUGACAGUAAUUUUUGCACGAUUCAAAUUUCUGAAACUUACAGCCAAGCUCAAAUGUAAUUUAUUUUUUGAUUAUUAAUUUUUAAGUAUAGU
Cotesia glomerata is the source of this 1228-nucleotide messenger RNA. RefSeq lists its product as uncharacterized. The record is from RefSeq and is a predicted model, not a curated record. The transcript has 5 exons. Bases 92 to 1195 code for a protein of 367 amino acids. Lineage: Eukaryota; Metazoa; Arthropoda; Insecta; Hymenoptera; Braconidae.